AUGGCGGCGGGCGGCCGGGAGCCCGAGCGGGACGUGGCGCGCUUCGUUUACGUGACACGCUUCGGCUCGUACCGGUGCGGCGGCGUGUUGCAGCUGGGCAGCCGCCGGGCUCAGGGCCGCGGGAGUACCGGGCGCGGGGUCGGCUGCAGCCCUGAGGAGCCGUGGGCGGCGGCCCCAGCCGGCGCGGAGCUGGCCCCCCGCCCUAGGUCCCGGACCCCUGCUGCUUCCCCUCCGGCGUCGAGAGCGCGGAGCUGUCCCCAGCCGGCGGCGCGAGCAGCUUUAACCCAGAAGAAUUUAGCUAAAAAGUUUGAUUUCCCCAUCCCUUUGAAAGAAGCUUCCAAAGUAGCGAAGAAAAAGAAAAAGGUUUCAGUAUGGAAUAGAGUGUACAAAGUCAUUUCUAGAAUGCUUGAAGAAAAUGAAAAAUAUAGACUCAGGCUGAAAUACCAACAACUAUCCUGUGAAAACUCAAAUUACACAAGAUGA
Molecule: messenger RNA, 483 nt
Organism: Enhydra lutris kenyoni (northern sea otter)
Lineage: Eukaryota; Metazoa; Chordata; Mammalia; Carnivora; Mustelidae
Exons: 4
Coding region: 1-483 (160 amino acids)
Source: RefSeq, a predicted model, not a curated record